AUGUUAAGGGUCCGAGCUUUGCCGCAAGGAUCAUGCUCAGUCUUUAGCUUCAACCGUUUGCCGGGGUUGUGGGGUCGAGCCAUGGGCUGUGGCUCUUCAGUGAAUUCGGUGAGCCUCGAUCCAGACCCAGUUAUCCCUGUGCAGAAAUCACCGCCAGCUGCGUCCAUCCAGAAUGUGGAUGUCAUUGAUGCAGGUUGCGACAACAUUGAUGAACCCGAACCGGAGGAGAUUAGCAAAGAACCGCUUGGUGAGUGCCGUUUGAGAGUAUUCCAUGUCAAUGACGUGUACACUUUGGAGAACUUUCCGCUUCUGCGUAGUUGCAUCGAUGCGCUGAGCGAUGGGAUAGAUGCAGCCAACGUUCUUGUGACGCUGGGCGGGGAUUUUCUAGCACCGUCGCUUCUCUCCUCGGUGGAUCACGGUCGAGGAGUUGUGGCGGUCAUGAACUCGCUUCCGGUGCACGCCGUCUGCUUCGGAAACCAUGAGUGUGAUAUCCCGUUCCUCAGUAUGUGCCAACGAGUGCAAGAGUUCAAGGGGGUUUGGUUGAACUCCAACAUCCCGACAUUCUCAGAGGAGCCAGGACUUGGCUCUUUGGUAGACAAUCACGUGAUCAAGCUGGCAGGAGGCAGGUCUGUCGCAUUGCUCGGCCUGCUGUGUGGCGGCGGUAAGGACGCCAGUCUGUACAGAAAAGGUGCUUUCAACGGCCACGCGGCCAAGAUUGUACCUGUGCUAGAAGCUGUGGAUGAUGCGGUUACGCGUGUGCGCAGAGUACACCCACAUGUUGAUUGCAUCAUUCCUCUGACGCAUCAAGAGCUGCGCGAUGAUGUCGAAAUGGCAAAUCGCGGACACAACUUUCCCGUGAUCCUGGGUGGGCAUGAUCACCAUGUUGUCAAUGAGCUACACAACAAUACACACAUCGUUAAGGCGGGAUCUGACUUGUUCAACGUCGCGGUAGUUGACCUCGUCUGGGCGGAAGGGACACCGGCAAGAUCUGCUCCGACCAGCGUGAGCAUCCAGCUAGUUCCUUUGGCGACGCCGCCAAAGUACAAAGGCCCUCCUUUGGAAUUGGUUUACAAGGCUGAUCCAGCAGUGUUGGAGGAGGUGCAGAAGAGGCAAAGACCUGCGGAAGAGCUGAAGGAGGCAACUUUAGCCGUUUAUCCAGCAGAUGGCUCUCUUACGUCUGUUGGCGUGCGCCUCGGAGAACGCAGCAUGGCCACGUUAAUCUGCACAGCUUUACGGGAUGUUGCUGGGGGAGAUGGUGCUCUGAUCAAUGCGGGCAGUAUUCGCGGAAACAAAACAUACUCUGAUGGCAAAGUCCGAUUUGCCGACUUGAACGCCGAGUGUCCAUACCCGUCCUCACAGAUUGUUGUGAACAUUCCUGGGGCCAUCCUCUUCGAAGCUAUAGCAGAAAGCCGUGCCCCGUGGCGUGGUGUCGUCUCGGCAACACAACGUGUGGACUCUGAACCAGGCACUUCACGAGAUGCCCUUCAUUGUGAUGACAACAUGAAGGUUGAUCCAAAUACCUCAAUGGUUUUCCAGGUGGCCGGACAACCCUUUGACCCGGAUCGGGUAUAUCACAUUGUGAUUGAUUCCUUCAUCAUGCGCACAAAUGUUGUCUUCAAGCGAUUUGCGGAAGCGCACCCUGAUGCAAUUCCUUCCGAUGAGUCCGGACAGCCGGCUUUGCCAAUGUUAGUACGGUAUUUUUGCAACCGAAUCUGGGCAAACCUCUGUGACGUGAAUGGUGAUGGCACUGUGGAGAUGCAUGAGGUUGAUGAGUUUUUUGAUGAGGCAGACACGGACGGGAACGGAGAGAUCGACCUCGAUGAGCUUAUGGUAGCAAUGUCUUUCCGGCUUGGUGAUUUGGAUGUGAGCAGAAUACUUGCCGAGCAGUGCAUAAGCUUUGCAGAUGCCGACAAGAAUGGCACCAUUAGCAAGUCGGAACUACGAGCAUUCAUAGAAUCAGAGAUUAUCAAGAAAUGA
Messenger RNA from Symbiodinium natans, 1977 nucleotides. NCBI's taxonomy places the organism in Eukaryota, Dinophyceae, Suessiales, Symbiodiniaceae. The record is from the annotation of a GenBank genome assembly.